Messenger RNA from Notolabrus celidotus (New Zealand spotty), 3576 nucleotides. RefSeq names its product mitogen-activated protein kinase kinase 2a (gene map2k2a). Gene Ontology annotation, biological process: protein phosphorylation. NCBI's taxonomy places the organism in Eukaryota, Metazoa, Chordata, Actinopteri, Labriformes, Labridae. The record is from RefSeq and is a predicted model, not a curated record. Bases 777 to 1976 code for a protein of 399 amino acids. Gene Ontology annotation, molecular function: protein kinase activity; ATP binding. The transcript is spliced from 11 exons.
UACUUCACUUCCUGUUCACUAUUAAACACAAGAAAGCACCGGGGGUCGGUAUCAAACUAACAAAUGUCUUUUUGCUUCUUAUUUAAACAAGCAAACUUGUGAUGUUUUCGCAGUCUGCACAUGAUGUACAUAUCCCUUGAGAUUUCUGCAUCUCUCGUGGUCUCCACUUAUCAGACUGCCCGAUUCUCGCGUUACUUAUGAAGGUCUCUCCCUGUGGGUGUCACUCAGGUCUGAUGCUGCAGCUGCUGCUUCCUGUAUUGAAGCACUCCCAGCCCAAACCAAAGCACAUUUUCUCUCCGCAGCCUCACACCCUGAACUCCAGCACGAAGGUAUUUGUUGCUCGGAGGCUGCUGUCCUUCGGAGGGAACCCAGUGUAGUCUGCGUCCCGGUGUAUCUACCCGGUGUGUGGACUUGAAGCUGUGGAGCUGCACGUUGAUUUUCAGGAGCUGGUUUUAGCUAGUAGCAGCUAGACAGCUAGUUGUAGCAGCAGGUAGAAAACCCAGAAGAAGCAGAAAACUAGACAUGUGGAAGCUAUAAAUGCACCGGAUAACAACCUGUCCUGUAGAGACCCCCUCGGUAUGACAAGGUUUACCAAAACAGCUGACUGACAUGCUACAGACAGAAUACUAACUUUGCUAACGUUAGCUAGCCCGUGUAUUCAGAGCUGCUUCUGUAUUCUGUAUCUUAUUGACUGCUUUCAGAUUAAAUUCAAGGUUGAUUUUUGUAGCAUCAUCAGCUUUAGUGUAUUAAGAAGGUCGCCUAGUGUAGUUCUUGACAUGGCUCCCAAAAGAAGACCCGUCCCCCUGAACAUUAAGCCCAUUGGGGAGGGACAGGCCAUCUCCAACACCAUCGAUGCUGCAUCUGAAGCCAACCUUGAGGCCUUACAGAAGAAGCUGGGUGAGCUUGACCUGGAUGAACAACAGCGGAAACGACUGGAGGCCUUCCUCACCCAGAAAGCCCAAGUUGGGGAACUGAAAGAUGAGGAUUUUGACCCCAUAUGUGAGCUCGGUGCAGGGAACGGAGGGGUGGUCAACAAGGUCCGCCACAAACCAUCGGGUCUGGUCAUGGCUCGAAAGUUGAUUCACCUGGAAAUCAAGCCUGCGAUCAGAAACCAGAUUAUCAGAGAGCUGCAGGUGCUGCAUGAAUGCAACUCCCCUUACAUCGUCGGCUUCUACGGGGCCUUUUACAGCGAUGGGGAGAUCAGCAUCUGUAUGGAGCACAUGGAUGGAGGAUCCUUGGACCAGGUACUGAAGGAGGCCAGAAGAAUUCCAGAAGAAAUCUUGGGGAAAGUUAGCAUAGCUGUACUGAGGGGAUUAGCCUACCUGAGAGAAAAGCACCAGAUCAUGCACAGAGAUGUCAAGCCCUCCAACAUCCUGGUCAACUCUCGCGGGGAGAUCAAGCUGUGCGACUUUGGCGUGAGCGGCCAGCUCAUAGAUUCCAUGGCCAACUCCUUUGUUGGAACGCGCUCCUACAUGUCGCCGGAGAGACUGCAGGGCACUCACUACUCGGUUCAGUCUGACGUAUGGAGCAUGGGUCUGUCCCUGGUGGAGCUGGCAAUUGGCCGCUACCCCAUCCCCCCACCAGACACUAAAGAGCUGGAGGGCAUCUUUGGACGGGCCGUCAUGGACGGGUCCGAGGGAGAGCCUCACACCAACAUGCCGAGGUCCAGACCACCAGGCAGGCCUGUGAGCGGACAUGGGAUGGACAGCAGACCUGCCAUGGCCAUCUUUGAACUCUUGGACUACAUCGUGAAUGAGCCGCCCCCUAAACUGCCACUUGGAGUCUUCACCAAUGACUUCCAGGACUUUGUGACAAAAUGUUUGAUUAAAAAUCCAGCUGAGAGAGCAGACCUGAAGAUGUUGAUGAGUCACACAUUCAUCAAACGAUCAGAGGUGGAGGAAGUGGACUUUGCUGGCUGGUUGUGCAAAACCAUGGGCUUGAACCAACCUAGCACUCCCACCCGCGGCACUGAGUGAACAGGCCCCCACUGCCCUGACACACUUCUGGGUCUUGCUUGCAUACACAUAAAUAUGCUGCACACGCGCAUACACAAGCCAUUACACACACACACACACACACACACACACACACACACACACACAGGCACUUUUUUCAUCUUGCUUUUGAGUAAAACGGUUUUUGGCCUCCCCCUCAUUUUUUUCUCCACCAGCAGCAGGGCCCGUUGAGUCAUUGUACUGUAAGACCACAGCUUCACCAUGCCACCGACAAGAGUAGCCACAGCUCACUUUUCCACACUGCUACAGAGGAUGUAAAGCACUGAAGGGCUGCUAGUGUUUCAGCUGAAAUGCAUUGAUUGAAAAACUUAUUUUGUAUUGUUGAAUAUUCUGUAUUAAUCUUUUCUAUGGAAAGAGGUGAUGGCUUGUGGGACUGUAUUUUAAUAAAUGACCUGCUGUAGUAAUUUCCAAACAGAAUUCCCGUCAUAUUAUGUACUUGCAAUUUCUAAUUUUUAUGAAGGGCCAUGCAGUUAUUUUGAUUUAAAAAUCCCUUUGUCAAACGUAUUUGUGCUGAAAUUACCUCCACAAUAUGAUAAUCAAGAUAUGUGAGUCCAGAGAAAAGCAAAUGGGUGUAUUAGGAGUCAUCUUCAGUUUAUGCUAAAUGAGAAAUCACUCUGAAGAUCAAUUUUUGGACAAUGUUACAAACCAAAGAGGGUACUCAUGACUACUAAAGUUCUCAAUGCCUGAUAAUUUUUUGUAUGCACAUUCAUGAACAGUAUAUCAAUGUAAUUUGAAUGUUUUCUGUUUUCAUUCAGUGAUCUACACUCUGAAUGUGUUGACAUUGUUUCCUCAGCAUACAUUUCAAUUUACAUCCUACACUAUGUCUCGCACAUAGGUGGAGGCAUAUGCUGUGGAGGCCUGAUAUAUGCCAGAAUGUCUUUAUGGACAUUGAGAAAACAAUGCUCAAAAUGUAUUCAUGGUAUGAUAUAGCAUGGUUUAUUAUCUUCUUAUACUGUGUGUAUUUUCUUUCCCGAGAUCACGAUGGGGAUAAUUAGCUGUUUUUAUCAAAAGCCUGAAUCUCUGCUAUGUCGAUAUGAAAUUUCAAUCACGUUGACUAAUUUUACUUUUUUGGGGUUUUUUUUGGUGUUGGUCUGUAGUUUCCCCAGAAGUGUAUUUGGUUAUGUUUUCACUGUACUGCUACAUGUGGCGCUCCAAGCUUUGUCUUGGGGCACAGCCAGCCUAGUGACGUGCUUUUGAAAAAGGCUUGGGUUAAAAUACAAUCGACAACCUUUUCUCUUAUUUUCAACAAGUUAACUGUGGUUAAAGUUUCAAGUAAGUUUAAUUGGAACUGCAGAAGUUUGAAGUAAUUGAAAGGGUUUGAUUUGAACGUUUUAACCCUGGUCCGUGUUGGUCACAUGGUGAUGGUGGUGUUACUUGCUAGCCUGCCUUCUUGCUAGAGCUCUUGUAUUCUCUCUGCUUAUGGCUGCCCUUUCCUAUUCCCUCAGAUAAUGUGCAUUCUUACAGAGCAAAAUGAAUGCAUUUUCACUUGUAUGUGUACAAAGCUAUAUAAAAAAAUACAGGAGUACUAUUUUGCAGUCUUAAUAUACAAAUUUUUGAUUUA